AUGAAUUACAUCCGACGCAGCAAAACGCACAUCCUCCCAUUCGCCGACCAUGCUGGCAAAGAGGCGCUUAUGGUGUUUGACGGCACCGAAACGUGUCCCCUUCCGCCGCUUUACAGCUUCUCGUUCUAUUUCACGCACGAAGCCGUCAACUCAGGGAAUGUUCACCCAACUGAAUUUCUAAGAGCCAUUAUUCAAGACACCCCAUUUGUUUCCUAUCCAUGUCCCUUCCGGCUGGAGAUAUAUUUUCUGCCUAUGCCAGGUGCAACAGCUGAAAAAUGCGACGAGGCAUGCAUUGCCCACUACGAAGAAGAAAAGAAAGGUCGAGGGAUUUACCACCGCCAAAUCAUGGCGCUCAAGGCUUCCAUCAGGUCUGGUCGCAGUAGCAGUACCGAUCGUGGACGUCUACCUGGCUUCGUGUCUAGUUACGUCGAGGACCGAUCUUACGAUUAUCACCGGGGGCUUCUCUAUAGCUACCAAGGAGCAGACUGGCGUACAGAUGAGCAGCUGGUGCGCCGGAUAAAAUUCAAUGCCAUUCCGCACGCAGAGAACAGCUUGAUGGCAGAUGAGGUCAAGGAAGACGAAUUUACACCGAUCCGCGUCACUCUGCAAGCAAUUAAGAAGAGCGAUACGGCAGGGCAUGUUGGCGAAUGGAUGUUCUACAAUGCACAUGGUCCGACAGAGUGUAUAACGAACGGGCCGUGGCAGGAAGCAGAAGAACGUGGGUGGACCACGUGGCAGGAGUGA
Messenger RNA from Alternaria alternata, 744 nucleotides. RefSeq lists its product as hypothetical. Bases 1 to 744 code for a protein of 247 amino acids. The record is from RefSeq and is a predicted model, not a curated record. The transcript has a single exon. NCBI's taxonomy places the organism in Eukaryota, Fungi, Ascomycota, Dothideomycetes, Pleosporales, Pleosporaceae.